AUGAAAGCUAAGGCUGGCGGCAGCUCUGGUUAUCUGAUUCUGACAGCAACGGCAGCGAAGAUGAUGGAGAGGAGGCAGGAGGCGAGAAGAAGGCUGGAACCCUUCACACCCCUUCACACCCCUUCACCUCGCUCCUCACACCCCUUCACCUCGCUCCUCACACCCCUUCACCUCGCUCCUCACACCCCUUCACCUCGCUCCUCACACCCCUUCACCUCGCUCCUCACCCCUUCACCUCGCUUCACCUCGCUCCUCACACCCCUUCACCUCGCUCCUCACACCCCUUCACCUCGCUCCUCACACCCCUUCACCUCGCUCCUCACACCCCUUCACCUCGCUCCUCACACCCCUUCACCUCGCUCCUCACACCCCUUCACCUCGCUCCUCACACCCCUUCACCUCGCUCCUCACACCCCUUCACCUCGCUCCUCACACCCCUUCACCUCGCUCCUCACACCCCUUCACCUCGCUCCUCACACCCCUUCACCUCGCUCCUCACACCCCUUCACCUCGCUCCUCACACCCCUUCACCUCGCUCCUCACACCCCUUCACCUCGCUCCUCACACCCCUUCACCUCGCUCCUCACACCCCUUCACCUCGCUCCUCACACCCCUUCACCUCGCUCCUCACACCCCUUCACCUCGCUCCUCACACCCCUUCACCUCGCUCCUCACACCCCUUCACCUCGCUCCUCACACCCCUUCACCUCGCUCCUCACACCCCUUCACCUCGCUCCUCACACCCCUUCACCUCGCUCCUCACACCCCUUCACCUCGCUCCUCACACCCCUUCACCUCGCUCCUCACACCCCUUCACCUCGCUCCUCACACCCCUGCGCCUCACUCCUCACACCCCUUCACAUGGUUUUGCCUGCGUUGAAGUGGGGAGACGUGGGGGGUGGGAGGGGGGGAGUGGGAAUGAGGGCAUGA
Molecule: messenger RNA, 930 nt
Organism: Closterium sp. Naga37s-1
Lineage: Eukaryota; Viridiplantae; Streptophyta; Zygnematophyceae; Desmidiales; Closteriaceae
Source: the annotation of a GenBank genome assembly